AGGAGGAUGGAGUGAGCCUUCGACCGGAGACCCAGGAACCUCUUGUCUCCCGGUCCUGACCCCGGCCCUCCCUAGGCAGAGUCCUCUGCCCAGAGCCUUCAGCCCUAUGCUAAUGGGAGCCCUGGCCACAGGAGUAAACAAUUUCUUGUUUCACUUUUUUUUUAAAAAGGGACUAUCGUAGCCACAGGGAGUAUAGAAAAACAAAUGGAGAGCUGGGGAGGGAGUUGCUGAGAGCUUCCAGCUUGGGGUGAUGGGGGCAUCCAGCUGCCCCACAGUGUCUGUGUUUUCUGUUUCUGUUGUUAGGGGAGGCAGCACAGACCAGUUGGAGCUAGGAAGGCAGGACAUGGGGUCUCUGGGGGAGAAAGUGUCUUCUCACAUUUAGCUCCUGAGCUAGACCGAGCAGCCGAGACCCUGAACUGCGGGCUGGUUCCUGGAGGAAGUAUAUUUUGGUGUUGCCAUUCAUGGGUGGGUUUGGGGCCAGGGGCUUCUCUGGCUGUUGCGCUGGGCAUGGCAUGCUGGGGGCCCUGUGCCUGCCUUCCCUGAACCCCUGAAUCUGAAACUUCACCCAUAGACUGUAAGAAGGCAAUGCCAAGAAGCUGGUGACGGCCAUCUUCUCCUCCGCCAUGGCUGACGGCGUUAUGUAUGAAGUGGCCUCCCAGCAGGAGGGGGACGCUCCCCCUUCGGCCGGUGAAGCCAGCCCAGGGUCUGAGCAGGUAAAGCUGAAGAAGGAGAUCUCGCUGCUUAAUGGCGUGUGCCUGAUUGUGGGGAACAUGAUUGGCUCGGGCAUCUUUGUCUCCCCCAAGGGCGUGCUCAUGUACAGUGCCUCCUUUGGCCUCUCCCUGGUCAUCUGGGCUGUUGGGGGCCUCUUCUCCGUCUUUGGGGCCCUUUGUUAUGCGGAAUUGGGCACCACCAUUAAGAAAUCUGGGGCCAGCUAUGCCUACAUCCUCGAGGCCUUCGGGGGAUUCCUUGCCUUCAUCCGACUCUGGACCUCGCUCCUCAUCAUCGAGCCCACCAGCCAGGCCAUCAUUGCCAUCACCUUUGCCAACUACAUGGUGCAGCCCAUCUUCCCGAGCUGCUUCGCCCCUUAUGCUGCUGGGCGCCUGCUGGCCGCUGCGUGCAUCUGUCUCUUAACCUUCAUUAACUGUGCCUAUGUCAAGUGGGGAACGCUGGUACAAGAUAUCUUCACCUAUGCGAAAGUAUUGGCGUUGAUCGCUGUCAUCGUCGCGGGCAUUGUUAGACUUUGCCAGGGAGCCUCGACUCACUUUGAGAAUGCUUUUGAGGGUUCGUCAUUUGCCAUGGGUGAUAUCGCCCUGGCUCUGUACUCGGCUCUGUUCUCCUACUCCGGCUGGGACACGCUCAACUAUGUCACGGAAGAGAUCAAGAAUCCUGAGAGGAAUCUGCCCCUGUCCAUUGGCAUUUCCAUGCCCAUUGUCACCAUCAUCUACAUCUUGACGAAUGUGGCCUAUUACACCGUGCUAGACAUGAGGGACAUCCUGGCCAGUGACGCCGUUGCUGUGACUUUUGCAGACCAGAUUUUUGGAAUUUUCAACUGGACGAUUCCACUGGCAGUUGCAUUAUCCUGCUUUGGUGGCCUCAACGCCUCCAUUGUGGCUGCUUCUAGGCUUUUCUUCGUGGGUUCAAGAGAAGGCCAUCUCCCUGAUGCCAUCUGCAUGAUUCACGUGGAGCGGUUCACGCCAGUACCUGCCCUGCUCUUCAAUGGCCUCAUGGCGCUCGUCUACCUGUGCGUGGAGGACAUCUUCCAGCUCAUCAACUACUACAGCUUCAGCUACUGGUUCUUCGUGGGGCUCUCCAUCGUGGGUCAGCUCUAUCUGCGCUGGAAGGAGCCUCGGCGGCCUCGUCCCCUCAAGCUCAGCCUGCUCUUCCCCAUCGUCUUCUGCCUGUGCACCGUCUUCCUGGUGGCCGUGCCACUUUACAGUGACACCAUCAACUCCCUCAUCGGCAUCGGCAUCGCCCUCUCAGGCCUGCCCUUCUAUUUCCUCCUCGUCAGAGUGCCGGAGCACGAACGACCUCACUGCCUCCGAAGGACUGUGGCCUCUGCCACGUGGUACCUCCAGGUCCUAAGUAUGUCAGUUGCUGCAGAGAUGGAUUUGGAAGAUGGAGGAGAGAGGCCCAAGCAAGGAGACCCCAAGUCUAACUAACUACCAUCUAGAAUCCAUCCUGAGAGGUGGAAAGCAGCGGCCUCUUGUCCCUUACUGGCUGGAGCCAAGGAAGAUGAAAAGCAAAGUGUGCUGCUUUGUCGAAGCUGCUCAGACCAGGCUUCUGGACAGCUGCCUUCAACUUGUGAACUUGCCUUUUGAGAGAUGAAAAGUAAUUUAUUUGUUUUGCUACACAUUGCUUUAUUGUCCCUUUUAAAAAACUCUGGAAGACUGUGGUGGGGAGCAUGUCCGGUGUGGGCUUGGUUGUACGAGCAGCACAGUCGCGUGUUAAGAUGUUCACCCACCUCUGGGUGCGCCCACCCACUCCUUUUCCUUUAAAAGGGCCAAUAAUGCCCUGAACUUCCUGUGUCCUUUCGAGAGACAUGACACUGUCACAGGUGCUAGAUAAUAAAGGGUUAUGUUCUAAA
Molecule: messenger RNA, 2584 nt
Organism: Ailuropoda melanoleuca (giant panda)
Lineage: Eukaryota; Metazoa; Chordata; Mammalia; Carnivora; Ursidae
Gene: SLC7A7
Product: solute carrier family 7 member 7
Exons: 10
Coding region: 624-2159 (511 amino acids)
Biological process (GO): amino acid transmembrane transport
Cellular component (GO): membrane
Molecular function (GO): basic amino acid transmembrane transporter activity; L-amino acid transmembrane transporter activity
Source: RefSeq, a predicted model, not a curated record